Prunus armeniaca (apricot) is the source of this 225-nucleotide messenger RNA. The record is from the annotation of a GenBank genome assembly. NCBI's taxonomy places the organism in Eukaryota, Viridiplantae, Streptophyta, Magnoliopsida, Rosales, Rosaceae.
AUGGGGAAUGCCGAGCGGAGGGAACCUAGACCCCGUUCAUCAGCGCAGUCAAAUAGUCAGGUGAUUGCUUUGACAGUAAAGGUGGCCGAGCUGCAGGGUCAGAUGUCAGUGACUCUGCAGUCCCUUGCGCAGUCCGGCAUUCCAGUCCCGCAAUUUGAUGCGUUGACCUCCGAGCCUGUCCACCCCGAGCAUGCCCACCAAACCACUACCCCUGUGGACGCCUAG